This is a messenger RNA of Australozyma saopauloensis, 2250 nucleotides long. It is a transcript of the gene CTN1, whose product is annotated as carnitine O-acetyltransferase. Gene Ontology annotation, biological process: carnitine metabolic process. The record is from RefSeq and is a predicted model, not a curated record. The transcript has a single exon. Gene Ontology annotation, cellular component: mitochondrion. Gene Ontology annotation, molecular function: carnitine O-acetyltransferase activity. NCBI's taxonomy places the organism in Eukaryota, Fungi, Ascomycota, Pichiomycetes, Serinales, Metschnikowiaceae. The coding region runs from base 1 to 2250 and encodes 749 amino acids.
AUGUCUACCUUCCAAUACCAAGACCAAUUACAAAAAUUGCCUAUCCCUGAUUUGGCAGAGACUUGUGCUAACUACUUGAAGGUAUUGCAACCUCUUCAAAACGAAAAAGAACAUGAGAAAACCAUUGAAGCUGUCCAAAAGUUCUUGAAGUCUGGCACUGGCGAGUACUUGGACACUGAGCUCCGCAAAUAUGCCGAGAACAGAAACUCUUUCAUCGAACAAUUCUGGUACGACUCAUACUUGAACUACGACUCUCCUGUGGUGUUGAACUUGAACCCUUUCUUUCUUUUGGAGGACGAUCCAUUCAAUAACGAAACCACAUCCGUCAACCCUCAGGUCAAGAGAGCGGUUUCGUUGACAGUUUCUUCGUUGAAGUUCAUCAGAGCUUUGAAGAAUGAAACCUUGAGCGUUGACAUGCAACGUAACGGCAAGCCUCUUUGUAUGUACCAAUAUUCGAAGUUGUUUGGAGCCUCCAGAAUCCCUACCGAUGAUGGCUGUGUCAUGCAAUCUGACCCCAAGUCAAACCAUAUCAUUGUGAUGAGUAAGUCGCAAUUCUACUGGUUCGAUGUCUUAGAUCAGGACAACAAUUUGAUCAUGUCUGAGCAAGACUUGAUCAUCAACUUCUCCUCAAUUAUCCAGGACUCGAUGAAAACACCAAUCAACGAAGUCGCCAAGUCUUCGUUUGGUGUCUUGACCACCGAGAACAGAAGAGUCUGGGCAAAGAUUAGAAACUCUCCUACUAUCGUUGACAACAGCAACAACAACGAAAUUCUUUCUAUCAUCGACUCGGCAUUGUUCGUCAUCUGUCUUGAUGACAUUGUGUUGAACGAUCUCAGCGAGUUGUCCAAGAACAUGUUGUGUGGUUUGUCUAUCCUUGAACGAGGUGUUCAAGUCGGUACCUGUACUAACCGUUGGUACGACAAGUUGCAAAUCAUCGUCACACAAAAUGGUAAAGCUGGUAUCAACUUUGAGCACACUGGUGUCGAUGGUCACACAGUCUUGCGCUUUGUGAGUGACAUCUACACCGACUCUAUUCUUUCUUUUGCUCAAUCCAUCAAUUCUAAUGCUCCUUCUUUGUGGGGAAAAGAGAAGUUGAACACAAAUUUCGAGAGCAGCUCUUUGGUCACAAUUCCAAGAAAAUUGGAGUGGGACUUGACUCCCGACUUGUCCUUGGCGUUGAGAUUUGGUGAGACCAGACUUUCUGAUUUGAUUAACCAAAACGAAUUCAAGCACUUGGAGUUCAAAAACUAUGGCUCUUCUACCAUCAAGAAAAUGAAGUAUAGUCCGGAUGCUUUUGUGCAGAUGGCUUUCCAGGCAACCUACUAUGCUUUGUAUGGAAAGGUUGAAUGUACCUACGAACCAGCUAUGGUGAAGAGCUUUUUCCAUGGUAGAACUGAAGCCAUUCGUACCGUUAGUCAAGAGUCGAACCUCUUUGUUCGUAAAUUCUUUGAUCCAGAAAUGGCUCCACAAGAUAAGUUGAAGUUUCUUUCCGACGCUUGUGUCAAGCAUACCGAACAGACAAAGAAAUGUCUUCAAGGUAAAGGUGUGGACAGACAUUUGUUUGCUUUGUUCUGUAUCUGGAAGAGAUACAUGGCUGGCGCCGAGGACUCCGCUCCGCUGGCUGUCGACAUGAGACAAGAUGACACUAUCACAAACACUGAAAUCUCAAGUUCCGCUUCUGAUGACACUGUAGGCGGAAACAACCACAACAAUGUCAACUUAGAAUUGAACUCCUUGCCCGAGAUUUUUGCUGACAAUGGAUGGGACAAAUUGAACAACACUAUCAUUUCAACUUCAAACUGUGGUAAUCCUUCUUUGAGACUUUUUGGAUUUGGCCCUGUUAGUCCAAAUGGUUUUGGAAUAGGCUAUAUCAUCAAGGAUGACUCUAUCUCCAUCUGCGCUGCGUCGAAGCACAGACAAACAGACAGAUUCUUGUUGACUUUGGAAUCGUACUUGAUUGAGAUCUACAGAAUGUUCAAGGAAGUCAACGAGUCUACCAUAACUGUUGCUCCAAUUGACAUCAAGAAUGGCGCUCUGAACACAAUUGUUUCUACCACAGUCUCAAAGGCUCCUAAGGCAGGUAAGGCAGAUGCUCUUAACACUUUGCUCGGUGGAUACGGAUACUUCGACAUGGGUGAUGACGAAAUCAAGUCUAGAGGCCAAACUCCAGAGCCACCAUUUUUGUCGCGUAUUGAUAGCAACUUCUCCAUCAGAGAAAUCGAGAGAAAGCUCAGAUUGUCGGAAUAUUAA